Messenger RNA from Cricetulus griseus (Chinese hamster), 1242 nucleotides. Lineage: Eukaryota; Metazoa; Chordata; Mammalia; Rodentia; Cricetidae. The record is from RefSeq and is a predicted model, not a curated record.
UCACAUGGUGGCUUACAUCCAUCUGCAGCUCCUGUCCCAAGGGACCCCUCACCUCUUCUGGUCCCCAUGGGCUUGGGACACAUGUGACGCACAGAAACACACUCACACACACAAAUUCAGUCAGGUAUGGUGGCGUACACCUUUAAUCCCAAUACUUGGAUGGCAGAGACAGGCAGAUGUUUGAGUUUGAGGCCAGCCUGGUCUAUAUAGUGAGUUCUAGGCUAGCCAGGCUACAUAGGAAGACCUUGUCUCAUAAAAAGUAGAUAAAUAAAAUCUAAAUAAAUUCAGAUUCUCAGAUUCUGCCCUUAGGACUCAGUGAGGACAACUACUUCAGAGAGGAAAUAGUUGGAAGGUUGACAUAGUACAAGGCAGGAUGGGUAGAAGGCAGGGCUUGGGGAGGGACCAGGCCUGGCUCCACCCUUCCUACUUCAGAGCCAUGGGGAGCCCAGGUCCUGGUGGGCCACCCCUAGUGCAAGUGCCCUACACUGUCCUGCUGCUGCCGCUGGGGACAAGCCGCCAAGACCCUGGGGCCCAGAGCUUCUUCCUCUGGCUGCAGAUGAUGCAGGCUCUGGAGAGGAAACAGGAUGCUCUGUGGCAGGGCCUGGAGCUGCUGGAGCACGGCCAAGCCUGGUUUGCAGACCACCUCAGGGAGGCCCAGCAACGGCAGCUGCACCUGGGGGCCCUCGGUGAGGAUUUUCUCAUGGACUUUGCCUCAGAGGCUGACUCCCCACAGCUAACCCAGAUCCAAAAGGUGAAUGCUGGUUUGCGCAGUCUGAUUCAGACGGAGUUGUCAAAGCAGCAUAAAGAAGUCACACAGUCCAAGGGAGAGGUGGCUCUGUCAGGCUGCCCCCAAGGGCAGAGGGGCCCUACCCAUGUGUGAACCCUCCCCUCCCAACACCACUGAAUUAGGAGCGGAGUUGGGAGAGACCCCACACACCUUAAUCUUGACCUGGCAGCCAGUGGCUCUGGGCUGUGGGUCAGAGAAAUUCAGACACCUUGGUAUAAAGUGAACUGGAAACUCCUAAAAGUGUCCACAGCAUCUUCUGGAUGUCCCUACCCUCACUCUGCCCCAUGCUGUGUGCAAAAUCACCUUUCUGCAGUGUCUGGGAGAAGGCACCAUCACUGAAACCCUCCUUCAGCUUAAAUAAAACUGAGCUAAAGAAGCCACCCUGGAACCUAAAGUGACAACUCUGCUUGCUGGUACCCUGCCCUCCUGGAAUAAACAGUAACUUCCAAAAACAA